Cryptosporidium ubiquitum is the source of this 324-nucleotide messenger RNA. RefSeq lists its product as uncharacterized. The transcript has 2 exons. Lineage: Eukaryota; Apicomplexa; Conoidasida; Eucoccidiorida; Cryptosporidiidae. Bases 1 to 324 code for a protein of 107 amino acids. The record is from RefSeq and is a predicted model, not a curated record.
AUGAUUUCUGAGCUUAAAACAAGAAGAAGUAAGGUUAUUUCUCUAUUUAUUCAAUGUAUGCUUCUUGUAAAAAACUUAAGGGGAGGUUUUGAGAAUAUUUUUGAAUUAGUGAAUGCCUGUAAUGAUGAGUUGUGUACCCUUUUGCUGGAAGUUGUCUUUACUAAGAGAGAGAACGGUAACGACUUCAUAGGCAUUAGGAGCAAUAUUAAUUCUAAUAUUGAUAUGGAAAGCGAAAAAAAAGAAAGAUUUGGAUUUCUAAAUCUUGGGCUUAAAAGAAUUAAAAAUUCUUAUGAAAUAAAAGGUAUGAAAUUAUAUUUAACUUAG